Stomoxys calcitrans (stable fly) is the source of this 1737-nucleotide messenger RNA. RefSeq lists its product as uncharacterized. The coding region runs from base 422 to 1387 and encodes 321 amino acids. The transcript has 2 exons. The record is from RefSeq and is a predicted model, not a curated record. NCBI's taxonomy places the organism in Eukaryota, Metazoa, Arthropoda, Insecta, Diptera, Muscidae.
AACUAUUUUUAUAUGUUAGAACCCAGACAGUCGGACGAAUGGCUUUGGCUUCAAGAGCAAGUGUAUGACGACAGACAACCGCCAACAAGUUUUCACUUUUCAUUGCAAAACAAUCGCGCGAAUUUGUGUAGUUUGCCAAUGCUUAGAGUUUUAAACACCAGCGGAGGAUUUUCCUCGCCGUAAGCCACAAUCCGGUAUCGAAAAAAAUUCGUGUUUCGGAAGACCACAAACGGAAAAAAGUUAAUAGUAAAACAAAAAUAGUGGCAAAUCAGGAUGUAAAAUUUGGUGUCCGGCAACAAAAAAAGAGGAAAUAAAAAAAUACAAAAAAAGAAAAUUAAAAAUAUUCAUAUAUCAUUAUAAAAUCGUGCUUAGAUAUUUAUUAAAGCAAAAAAAAAAAAAAACGAAAAAAAUUAUAACAAGCAUGAAAGUUUUUCAUAUGAAUUUAAUUGCCUUCAUUUAUUCCUUGCUGUGUAUACGGCUUGUGUGGAUGCUGCCAACAAAGGAUUUAAAGGAUUAUCAAUCAAAUGGUAAUGCUACAACGUUGUCCAGGAACUUAUCAGACAACCAUAAAGCACCCAAUAACAUCUCUACCAUCCCAGAUGCUCUGGCAUCAUCUACAGUCCAUAGAAGAACAAACAGGCCUCAGCUGACCACCUUAAAACCUCAAGGUUUUCGUAGUCCUGCGGAGCAAAGUUCAUCACGAAGACUGGAUACCUUGUCUCCGGCAGCUCAGAAUUAUUUCUCCACUUUCUUUCAACCCAGCAUACCACCCUUGGGACACUCGCGACCAUUCUAUCAAGCCACCGAAGAGCCUUUCUUUAGAAAAUUCCUACAACAACAACAUCAAAAACAUUUUCUUCCCCAAAGCAGACAGCAGACCUACCAGACCUACGAUGCCAGCAUUUUGGGAUCUGGUGAUUUUGGCAUCUUGCGCGGUGGUACCUUCUAUUCCGAGGAGGAUCAAUCAUAUCAUCAGGAGGCCAAUGGUGAAAUUUAUUACAGUGAGGCCAGCAAUUCGCAUAGUGGUCCAGCCACUGAGGGUUUUAUACAAAAAUACACUUAUCCCGAAGAACAAUUUGAACAUUUUCGUGAUUUUGCUGAUUUGAAUACACCUUCAGAGGCAGACUUUUCGCAAUAUGUGGUGGUAUAUGCAGCCAAGAAUGCGACGGAUUCAGAGGACAUAGUAAAAGGUCCCAAGAAUAUUUUUGAACAAUUACAGCAAAUUGAUGAGGAGAAAGCCGAAGAAGAGAGACAUCGAAAGAAGAGUCGCCAUUCAGAAUUCAGUAAAAAGAAACUGAAAUUGGUUAAAACCAAGAUAAUAAAAAAUAAAUGGAAUCCAAAGCGAGAGAAGAUAACAGAGGAAGAUCCUCUAUUGGCUCUAAGCUAAACUGAAGACGGUUUUUCCUAAAUGUCCUAAUUAACCAAAAACAAAUUCGCCAUAUAAUGUUUCAUCAAAUUUGACCAAUUUUAGGCGAUUUAGCUAUCUACCCUAAUUCUUGCCAUUAUUUGUGCAGCAGCAUUUGGAAAUGAAAAUAUUUCAAUUCUUGGUACAUUUUACAUAAAAUCGUGUUUUGUAAAUAAUUAAGCAAUCAUUCACCAGCACUAAUCAACUUAAUGUAUCGUAUCAUAAUCAUAUAGUUUCGAUUUAGAGGUAUACUAACUGUUACAGAAUAUCCAAACUUUGUACAUUUACAAAAUUUGUUAUGAAAAUUUUAAUAAAUGGUAGUGUAUAUGUAA